Homarus americanus (American lobster) is the source of this 2283-nucleotide messenger RNA. RefSeq names its product extensin-like. The transcript is spliced from 3 exons. NCBI's taxonomy places the organism in Eukaryota, Metazoa, Arthropoda, Malacostraca, Decapoda, Nephropidae. Bases 1 to 2283 code for a protein of 760 amino acids. The record is from RefSeq and is a predicted model, not a curated record.
AUGAGUCCAGAAUCCAGCAGAUAUGAAGUCUGGGUUAAACAAAGACAUCACUGCUAUCACUCCCGCUUCAACGCCACCAUUCCCGACUUCACUGCCAUCACUCACGACUUCACCGCCAUCACCCCCGACCUCACCACCAUAUCUCCCGACUUCUCCGCCUCGACUUCAUCGCCAUCACUAACGAUUUCACAACCAUCACUCCCGACGUCACCGCCUCCACCAAAGACGUCACUGCUAAAACCCCCGAUGUCACUGCCAAAACCCGGCGUAACCGCUAAAACCCCGACGUCACGCCCAACCGACGUCACGCCCAAACCGACGUCACUACCACAACUCCGACGUCACCGCCAAAAUCCCCGACGUUACGCCAAACCCGACCACCGCCAAAACCCCCGACGUCACCGCCAAAACCCCGACGUCACGACGACGUCACCGCCAAACCCCGACGCCACCGCUAAAACUCCCGACGUCACCACAAACCCCGACGUCACCGCCAAAACCCCCGACGUCACCGCCAAAACCCCCGACUUCACCGCCAAAACUCCGACGUCACCGCCAAAACCCCGACGACACCGCCAAACCCCCGACGCCACAGCCAAAACCCCGACGCCACCGCCAAAACUCCCGACGUCACCGCCAAAACCCCCGACGUCACCGCCAAAACCCGACUUCACCGCCAAAACCCCCGACGUCACCGCCAAAACCCCCGACGACACCGCCAAAACUCCCGACGUCACCGCCAAAACCCCCCGACAACACCUCCACACCCCCGACGCCACCGCUAAAACUCCUGACACGUCACCGCCAUCUUUCCGACCUCACUGGCAUCACUGCCGACGUCACCGCCAUCACCCGCCAUCACUUCGACAUCACCGCCAUCACUCCCGUCACCACCAAUACUGCCAUCACCCCCCGUCCACCGCCAUCACCCCCUACGUCACCGCCAUCACCCCUACUUCACCGCCAUCACCCCCGACGUCACCGCCAUCACUCCCGACGUCACCGCCAUCAUUAUCAUCCCGCGACAUCCGCCAUCACUCCGACGUCACCACCAAUACUACUGCCAUCAUUCGUCACCGCCAUCACCCCCUACGUCACCGCCAUCACCCCGACUUCACCGCCAUCACUCCCGACUUCACCGCCAUCUCCGACGUCACCGCCAUCACUAUACCCUACGUCACCGCCAUCUCCCGACUUCCCAUCACUCGACUUCUCAUCCUCCGACGUCACCUAUCCCCUCACGUCGCCAUCAUCGCCGUCACCGCCAUCACUCCGGCUUCACCGCCACUCCGACGUCACCGCCAUCACCUACGUCACCGCCAUCACUCGGCUUCACCGCCCUCCUCGACCACCGCCAUCCUCCCGACGUCACCGCCAUCACCCCUACGUCCGCCAUCACUCGACUACCGCCAUCACCCCUACGUCACCGCCAUCCUCCCGACGUCACCGCAACACCUGCCAUCCUCUGGACGUCACCGCCAUCAUCCCACGUCUGCCAUCACUGACUUCACCGCCAUCCUCCCGACGUCACCGCCCACCCCUACGUCACCGCCAUCAUCCCCUGCGUCAGCCAUCACUCCCGACUUCACCGCCAUCACUCCCGACGUCACCGCAACACUACUGCCAUCACUCUGGACGUCACCGCCAUCAUCCAUACGUCACCGCCAUCCUCCCGACUUCACCGCCAUCACUCCCGACGUCACCGCCAUCACCCCUCGUCACCCGCCAUCACUUGUCACCGCCAUCCUCCCGACGUCACCGCCAUCACUACUGCCAUCACCUCCUCCGUCACCGUCAAUCCCGACGUCACCGCCAUCACUCGUCACCGCCAUCACCCGACUUCCGCCAUCCCCGACUACCGCCAUCCUCCCGACGUCACCUGCCAUCAUUGACGUCACCGCCAUCACCCGACGUCACCGCCAACACCCCGACACCGCCAACACGCCUCGCCAGCCCGACUGCUCCAUCAAUCCGGCGUCACCGCCAACACUAAUGCCAUCAUUCCCGCGUCAGCAAACCCCGACGUCACCGCCAACACUCCCGACGUCACCGCCAUCACUCCCGACGUCACCGCAACCUCCCGACGUCACCGCCAACACUCCCGUCACCUGCUCCCCGACGUCAGCCAACACUCUGACUUCACCGCCAUCGAUCCCGACGUCACAUCACUCUGCCAUCCUCUCCGUCACCGCCAUCAAUCCCGACGUCUCCAUCUCUCCCGACGUCACCGGCAUCACUCCUGACGUCUGCCAACUCGACUUCACUCGUCACCCCGUCACCUGA